Molecule: messenger RNA, 198 nt
Organism: Fusarium venenatum
Lineage: Eukaryota; Fungi; Ascomycota; Sordariomycetes; Hypocreales; Nectriaceae
Source: RefSeq, a predicted model, not a curated record
AUGACCUUAACAUCAAAGCAAGCUAUCGCAAAAUUUCAAAACAUCAAGAGACCUGACAAGAUUCGUCAGGAGGCCAUUAACCUCUGUAUAGGCAGAGAAUGCAACGGCCUUGCCAAGGUCAAUGGCUCCCUGACGAAGCUUGUCAAGCCUCUCGGUGUCUUAAAAUUUCGCGAUGGCUUACUUAAUAUUGUAGACUAA